CUGGGCUUGGAUAGCACAGCUUUUAUAUUUGUAACUAAUAUGAAUUAAAAAGUGAAGAAUAUAUCAUCAAGUUGAAUAUGAGUUUUGAAAAGUAAAGAAUAUAUCAUCAAGUUGCGGGCAAAAAUGUCCGGUAUACCAUGGGAAAGCGAGGAAAGACAAAACUACAUUCGAGCAGACUACAUUGUCAGUGAUGUUGUGAGGAAGGAAUUGAGAAAAUUCUUUAUUCAGGAAUGGGACAAACUUUACAAGGCUUCUCUUGGAGCAUGGGAUGACACAAACGUCAUUGGUAAGGAGUUGUUUAAUCUCGAGAAAAAACGAAAACGGCCAAAUAAACCAAUGCUUCAGUCCAAAUUUAAUCAUGGAAAUUCAAAUGAUUGGGAUUGUACUGUACUUUUUGAUGCAAUUCUUUAUUCCAACUCGAUUGGUGCAAGCCUUAAUACAAAGCAAAAAACUGAAAUCGAUAAUCUGAGAAAACUACGAAAUGAAAUAACUCAUAAACCUGAAAAAUCGCUCCUCGAUGCAGACUUUCAAACCAAAAUAACAAACGUUAAAAAUGCAUUGAAUGCAUUAGGAUUGUCAAGCAAAGAAGUCGUUCGAAUUAAAAACCUCUUUAAAUCCCUCCAAGUUCUACCUCCCAAGCCAACUCAUGAAGUCGUUUCUCGUUCUGACAAGAUACACGAGAUAAGCGAAGAUCUUGAAAAGUUGCGCAGCGAUAACGAGGGCAAACUUACAUAUUUUUACAUCUCUGGGAAUCCCGGAAGUGGUAAAUCUCAACUCGCCAGGCAAGUUUUUGAAGAUAUUUGGGAAAACGUUCACGCGAAGCACGAAGCAAUGUUUGUAAUGACAUUGAACGGAAAAGAUUUCGAUUCUCUUUUAAAUUCAUAUGAAGAUUUUUGUCGUCGGCUAAAUUGCAACGAGAGCGUAUUACAAAAUCUUUUGAGCUCUUCUAAAGCAAAAGAUGAGAAAAUCAAAGAUUUAAGAUCACAAAUAUCCAACAGAAUUAAGAAUUGGAAGAAGUGGUGGAUUAUCGUCGACAAUGUAGAAAAUCUCGAACUCAUUUCCCCACUGCUGCCUCUGAUGGGCGACGAUGUUUGGAAAAACGGUCAAAUCAUAGUGACGACACAAAACACAAAUGCAGUUCCUUUCGACAGCUUGUCAAGUAAACAUAUUUCACUUAGUCUCGGUAUGAAUGACCAAGAGUGUCGCGAGCUUCUUGCCCUGUUAUCAACAACAGACGUCAAUGAUCCAUUACUAUAUGAGGUGGCAGAGAAGUUAGAUCGUCAACCACUGGCAAUGGCUGCUGCAGCCGCGUAUAUGGGCCAAGUCAUCGAGAGUCUCCCAGAUUUUUCUUGGCGGAAUUACUUAGAAAAGCUUGAAAAAGGGAGAAGAGAAUUAACAGAAGAGCCUCUUCGGCAGACAAAUUCAGCAGCAUAUUCAUCCACCAUGAGUGCAGCUGUACUUUUAGCUGUUACAAAUUGCGCGGAAAAAAACAAAAUUCUUGAACAUGCAUUCAACCUUUUCUCUUUGAUAUCGUUUGAACCACUACCACUUGAUCUUGUUGUGAAAUACGUUCAGCAGCAAGAAGACGAGUUUGAGGCCGAGGAUAUAAUUCUUGCAAUAAAACACUGCUCGUUGUUUGUUCAUGUUGGGAAUAAAGACCGUGAUAUACGCCUGCAUCGUGUUGUGCAUGAUGCGAUCAAAUUUCGUUAUCGUUUGAAAAAAACUGACAUUGGCGAUUCAUCAAAAGUUGAAAUACCAGAUGAAGAGCAAAAUGUAAGAAUACGAAUUCACAACGUCACAAGAACAUUGUAUUCUUUCGAAGACAGGAAAGAUAAAAUUAAAAUCAUUCCACAUUUGAAAGCAUUUUUAACAGAAAUUAAUAGAUUGUUUCCAAAUCAAACCCUAUCCUUAACGAGCUCAGCAUUUUAUGAAACUGAAUUAUGGGGAUUGCAUAUGUAUAGUUUUUUUGGAAGAACUCUAUGUUACUUUUCCGAGUUUUCUCUCUCGAUGGAAAUUUUCCAGCAAGAACUAAAAAUUGUGUUUCAGAAAUUUGGACCAAACCAUAUUGCCCUUGCUAGUUGCUACACUGACCUAGGUACUUUGUGCCAUGCGAAAGGUGAAUUGGAAGAAGCUAGUGAUUAUUUUCAACAAGCACUGAAAAUUGAAUUAGCACAAAUGGAGCCAAAUCAUAGUGGCAUUGCUGGCUCAUACAACAAUCUGGGUGUUCUUUGUAAGGAUAAAGGUGAUUUGGAGCAAGCUUGUGAUUAUCAUGAAAGAGCGCUGAAAAUUCAAUUAGAACAAUUAGGGCCAAAUCAUAGUGAUGUUGCUACAUCAUACAACAACCUGGGUGGUUUAUGUCAUAUGAAGGGUGAUUUGAAGCAAGCUAGUGAUUAUUAUCAACGAGCGCUCAAAAUUAAAUUGGAACUAUUGGGGUCAAAUCAUACUGUUAUUGCUGGUUUAUACAACAACUUGGGUACUGUUUGUAGUGAUAAAGGUGAUUUGGAGCAAGCUAAUGAUUAUCAUCAAAGAGCACUGGAAAUUCAGUUAGAACAAUUAGGGCCAAAGCAUGUUGACGUUGCUAGUUCAUAUAGCAGCCUGGGUCAUGUGUGUCGUGCUAAAGGUGAUUUGGAGCAAGCUAGAGAUUAUUAUCAACGAGCGCUGAAAAUUAAAUUAGAACAAUUGGGGCCAAACCAUGUUGACGUUGCUGGGUCAUACAACAACCUCGGUAUUGUGUGCCACGAUUUGGAACAAGCUAGUGGUUAUUAUCAACAAGCACUGAAAAUUCAGUUAGAACAAUUGGGGUCGAACCAUGUUGAUGUUGCUAUUACAUACAACAACCUAAGUAUUGUGUGUAAAGAUAAAGGUGAUUUGGAGCGAGCUAUUGAUUAUCAUCACCAAGCACUGAAAAUUCAGUUGGAACAAUUCGGGCCGAACCAUGUUGACGUUGCUAAAUCAUACAACAAUCUGGGUAUUUUGCGUCAUAGAAAGGGUGAUUUUGAGCAAGCUAGUGAUUAUCAUCAACGAGCACUGAAAAUUCAGUUGGAACAUUUGGGGCCGAAACAUGUUGACCUUGCUGCUUCAUACAACAACCUGGGUAUUACGUAUAAGGAUAAAGGUGAUUUGCAGCAAGCUAGUGAUUAUUAUCAACGAGCACUGAAAAUUCAGUUAGAACAAUUGGGGCCAAACCAUGUUCACCUUGCUAGUUUAUACAACAACCUGGGUUCUUUGUGUAAAGAUAAAGGUGAUUUGAAGCAAGCCAAUGAUUAUUAUCAACGAGCACUGGAAAUUCAGUUAGAACAAUUAGGGCCAAACCAUGUUGACGUUGCUAGUUCAUACAACAACCUGGGUAAUCUGUGUGAUGAUAAGGGUGAUUUGAAGGAAGCUCAUGAUUAUCAUCAACGAGCGCUGAAAAUUCGGUUAGAACAAUUGGGGCCAAACCAUGUUGACGUUGCUACUUCAUACAACAACCUGGGUAAUCUGUGUGAUGAUAAGGGUGAUUUGAAGGAAGCUCAUGAUUAUCAUCAACGAGCGCUGAAAAUUCGGUUAGAACAAUUGGGGCCAAACCAUGUUGACGUUGCUAAUUCAUACAACAACCUGGGUAAUUUGUGUAAAGAUAAAGGUGAUUUCGAGCAAGCUAAUGAUUAUCAUCAACGAGCGCUGAAAAUUCGAUUAGAACAAUUGGGGCCAAAUCAUGAUGAAGUUGCUAGAUCAUACAACAACCUUUGUGUUUUGUGUAAAGAUAAAGGUGAUUUGGAGCAAGCUAAUGAUUAUUAUCAACGAGCGCUGAAAAUUCGAUUAGAACAAUUGGGGCCAAAUCAUGAUGAAGUUGCUAGAUCAUACAACGAUCUGGGUAUUUUGUGUAAAGAUAAAGGUGAUUUAGAGCGAGCUAGUGAUUAUCAUCAACAAGCACUAAAAAUUCAGUUGGAACAAUUGGGGCCGAACCAUGUUGACGUUGCUAAAUCAUACAACGAUCUGGGUAUUUUGUGUAAAGAUAAAGGUGAUUUAGAGCAAGCUAAUGAUUAUCAUCAACAAGCACUGAAAAUUCAGUUGGAACAAUUGGGCCCGAACCAUGUUGACGUUGCUAAAUCAUACAACAAUCUAGGUAUUUUGUUUAAAGAUAAAGGUGAUUUAGAGCAAGCUAAUGAUUAUCAUCAACAAGCACUGAAAAUUCAGUUGGAACAAUUGGGGCCGAACCAUGUUGACGUUGCUAAUUCAUACAACAAUCUGGGUAUUUUGCGUCAUAAAAAGGGUGAUUUUGAGCAAGCUAGUGAUUAUCAUCAACGAGCACUGAAAAUUCAGUUGGAACAUUUGGGGCCGAAACAUGUUGACGUUGCUGCUUCAUACAACAACCUGGGUAUUGCGUAUGAGGAUAAAGGUGAUUUGGAGCAAGCUAGUGAUUUUUAUCAACGAGCACUGAAAAUUCAGUUAGAACAAUUGGGGCCAAACCAUGCUGACCUUGCUAGUUUAUACAACAACCUGGGUACUUUGUGUAAAGAUAAAGGUGAUUUGAAGCAAGCCAAUGACUAUCAUCAACGAGCGCUGGAAAUUCAAUUAGAGAAAUUAGGGCCAAACCAUGUUGAUGUUGCUAGUUCAUACAACAACCUGGGUAAUCUGUGUGGUGAUAAGGGUGAUUUGAAGAAAGCUCGUGAUUAUCAUCAACAAGCGCUGAAAAUUCGGUUAGAACAAUUGGGGCAAAACCAUGUUGACGUUGCUACUUCAUACUACAACCUGGGUAAUCUGUGUGAUGAUAAGGGUGAUUUGAAGGAAGCUGGUGAUUAUCAUCAACAAGCUCUGAAAAUUCGAUUAGAACAAUUGGGGCCAAACCAUGUUGACGUUGCUAGGUCAUACAACAACCUGGGUAUUGUGUGUGAGAAGAAAGGUGAUUUGGAGCAAGCUAAUGAUUAUCAUCAACGAGCGCUGAAAAUUCGGUUAAAACAAUUAGGGCCAAACGAUGAUGACGUUGCUACUUCAUACAACAACCUGGGUAUUGUGUUUAGUGAUAAAGGUGAUUUGGAGCAAGCUAAUGAUUAUUAUCAACGAGCGCUGAAAAUUCAGUUAGAACUAUUGGGGCCAAGUCACGUUGACCUUGUUAGUGUAUAUAACAACCUGGGUAAUGUGUGUGAGAAGAAAGGUGAUUUGGAGCAAGCUAGUGAUUAUCAUCAACGCGUGCUAAAAAUUCGAUUGAAACAAUUCGGGCCAAAUCAUGUUAAUGUUGCUGCUUCAUUCUUCCGACUGGGUGUUGUGUGCCUAUCAAAACGGGAUUUAGAUCACGCCAGAGAUUAUCUUCAACAGGCACUAAAUAUUCAAUUAGAGAAACUAGGACCAAUUCAUGAGGAUGUUUUUCGUUCCUACUUCUAUCUUGGCACAGUUUGCUUUGAGAAAGAAGAUUUCGAAGAUGCUAGCGAUUAUUUUAAAUCGUAUUAUGAAAUCCUGUUGGAACUGUUAGGAUCCUACCAUAAAGGUUGAACUUCUUCUCAUUGCGACCAAAGUAUUGUGUGCAGCCAUGAAUUACGCUUCGAUGAUCGCUAUUCCCAGGAAAUAAUACAUACCAGAUUCCGCUUAAAAAUAUCAAAACAUCGUUUUGGAUGCCUCAUAGAUUUAUCAACAGGCGAAGGUCAUAAAAUUAUUUAAAAAUACACAAGUUCUUCCUAGCUAUUUUUGCUCAUGAUAGCAACAGUUGAUUUAUUAAACAAUAUCCUCAAGCAAAAUAAAGAGAAAUAUUUCAAUUGCAUGGAGUAAAGCCAGGCGCACAUGGCCUGAUUUUUAGUCGGCCCAGACUAAAUCUAUGCGUGUGCGAUGUCAUUUUUAGGUGACUUUAGUCGGCUGACAGCAAUCUGAUGUAUCAAAACAGUUUGACGUUGCCAACUAAAAUCGAUCCUACGACAAAAUCGCGUCGUGUGCGCCUGGCUUAAUCAUAACAUAAAGUAAUAUGCUAUAAACAGACACGAAUAUUAUAACAUGCAUCGCAAACUUUAAAAUAAUGCAAAUCAUUAAACUCCAGUCCAACGAAUGCUGAAUAAGAAGGCUUAACCAUCCUAGUGCAUUUUACGACGGGACGGUGAGAGUACAAGUUGAUAACCAUAAUAAUUUUAUGCUAAGCACAGAUAUAGAUUAUAAAUAAAUAUAAAGUAUUGAUGAUUGUCAGACGACACGGCAAAGCGUCUUGAAAUCGCACGAAGUUGAAUUUGUCACAUGGAACACUUGUUAAUCAUUAAACAUUUUCAGUAUAUUGUUGUAUUAAACCUUUCUCUUACCAACACGAUCAGAAUAGUAGACAGUUCUAUAAUAGCCUUAAAAUCGAAAUUUCAUUCAAGAUUUAUUACUUUAUGAUAAAAUCUUAUAAGUCCAGAACAACCUAAAAUUUUGAUGAUAUUAUAUGUUGAGUGUCUU
Dendronephthya gigantea is the source of this 6390-nucleotide messenger RNA. RefSeq names its product tetratricopeptide repeat protein 28-like. Gene Ontology annotation, molecular function: ADP binding; protein binding. The transcript has 4 exons. Bases 124 to 5466 code for a protein of 1780 amino acids. Gene Ontology annotation, cellular component: kinesin complex. Lineage: Eukaryota; Metazoa; Cnidaria; Anthozoa; Malacalcyonacea; Nephtheidae. The record is from RefSeq and is a predicted model, not a curated record.